CUCUAACUGGCUUCAUUCUGCUGGCAUACGCAAUCUUGCCCGUUCUACAAGUAUUUGUUUCUUCGAAGAAUUUUGGCGUUAUUAUGCCCUCCCCCAGGAGAACACCCAACCCGCCGGCGCCGCUGCCGCCCCCACUACCACCAUCUUUUGGUCAGAAUGCCCCCAAUGCGGCAGCCCCCAAGCCUCCUGUGGUGGCCUCGAUACAUCCAGCAGGGGCCUUCUUGGUUGAACUCUUGAUUUAUAAUGGCUCGCCUUUUAAGGAUCAUUGGGCAUACUGGGUCCGCUCACACACUGACCCUGAUAUCGGAGUUUUGAUUUAUGCAAUGGGUAACGUAAUAAAUAGCUUCAUAUUCGAGAUCAAGCGGAACCACGACUUCCGAGCAACCGGCAACGUUCUAUCUAAGCAAAUUCCCCUACAGUAGAUUGAUAGAAAGUACUUUGAUGAGAGGGCUAUGUUUAAUAAUGGUACACGCAAAUUGGAUAAUGCUCCUGUAUGUGGGUUCGAGGCGAGUGCAUACAAGAUUAGGCCUCCUGGGAAGACACUAAAU
Molecule: messenger RNA, 548 nt
Organism: Ilyonectria robusta
Lineage: Eukaryota; Fungi; Ascomycota; Sordariomycetes; Hypocreales; Nectriaceae
Exons: 1
Coding region: 84-422 (112 amino acids)
Source: RefSeq, a predicted model, not a curated record